Messenger RNA from Dromiciops gliroides (monito del monte), 2646 nucleotides. RefSeq names its product UBA like domain containing 2 (gene UBALD2). Gene Ontology annotation, molecular function: protein binding. The transcript has 3 exons. The record is from RefSeq and is a predicted model, not a curated record. The coding region runs from base 384 to 863 and encodes 159 amino acids. Lineage: Eukaryota; Metazoa; Chordata; Mammalia; Microbiotheria; Microbiotheriidae.
GGGCUCUGGCGGAGAGGCGUGUCGUCCAAUCAGCGGCCGAGGAACGCGAGGCCUCGAACGUUGGGACACUCCCAGGCCCCGCCCCUCGCUGUUGUUUGUGGUGUUAUCCCCGGGAGGAGGGAGAGCGGGCGAACCACAACAUUCGUCCGGUCGAGGCCGACAGAAGCAGGCUGCUUGGACUAGAGGGAGGGGAGGGAGCUCAGGCGACGAUUGCUGGGGGCUGGGAAGAAGAAGAGGAGGCGCAGGAGGCAGGCGGGCACACAGGCCGGAGAGAGGAAGAAGCCAGCUGCGUUAGGCGCCCCGCCGCUUCCCUUAGCCCUCUCGGACGUCGGACUCUCUUCUUCUCCGCUGGGCAGCCUGUGCCGGCUUCGCUUCUUCUCGCUAUGUCGGUGAAUAUGGAAGAGCUCAGGCACCAGGUCAUGAUCAACCAGUUCGUGCUGGCCGCGGGCUGCGCGGCCGACCAGGCGAAGCAGAUGCUGCAGGCGGCCCACUGGCAGUUCGAGACCGCCCUGAGCGCCUUUUUCCAAGAAUCAAACAUUCCCAGCGGCCAUCACCACCAGAUGAUGUGCACACCUAGCAACACGCCUGCUACGCCACCCAAUUUCCCGGACGCCUUGGCUAUGUUCUCCAAGCUGCGGGCCUCGGAGACCCUGCAGAGCGCUAACGGUCCCAUGACGGCCAUGGCUUGCUCCCCACCUGCAAACUUCAGCCCCUUCUGGGCCUCUUCUCCGCCCAGCCAUCAGGCAGCCUGGAUCCCCCCUUCGUCCCCUACUGCUCACAGCCUCCACCAUCUCCACCAUCCUGGGGCACAACAGGGGGGCUCCCAGCAGAAAGCUGUGGCUGCCAUGGAUGGGCAGAGAUAAGACUUUGUGCCGCUGGGGCCCGGGCUUGGGGUGCAGGGGCUUACAAGUGCUUGGGGUAGGGGUGGGUGCAGAGAAGGACAGGUUAAGGAAAGGGGGGCGGGAUGGGGUGGGCUGUUUCCUGAAGAUUGCACUGGAAAAUUUUAUAAUUUUUUUUAACUUCCUGAGCCACCCGAGGCCUUCAGGGGGGGAUUUCUCUUCAGGAAAGUCAAUAACUGGUCUUUUCUCUUUUUAAUAUAUAACUAUAAUAUAUAUAAAUAUGCAGAUAUAUCUAAUGUAUAGGAGAAUGGAGCCAGCCUUGGAGAGAGAAGGGGGAAGAUGGAGAACGCUUCUUUUGGCCCCUCUCCCCCACUUCACUUGGCCCAGAGUGGAGUGCUUGGCUCAUAACAGAUCUCUGGUGACCUGGGGCGGGGGGGGGGGGGGGCGGUGUUGGGGUGUUGCCAAUAACUAGAACAGCUGUGACAGUGGAGGAUAGGUUGAAGGAGUGCACCCCCAUUCUCUGCAUUGCUGAGGCUGUGAACCUGGAUGGUGACAGCGGCCACAGAAGAAGCCCAGCUCUCUCCUCGGGACUCCCCAGGAAUAGCGACAACAGAGAAAUGGAUUUGAGGGGCAAUGAGGACUUUGUGUACCCUCUCAAUCCGGACUCCGAAGUGCUGAUCCCAGCUCCCACUGUUGGUUCCUCUGACCUCAGACUGGAUCCAUCUCCAUCUCCCCUCCCCCCCAAUCACUGCUGCUUAGACCCUGGAGGCAGUGCUGCUCUUACUGCUGCCUCUCCCAGGGUCUCCACCCUGGUGGGGUGGAGAGGGGUGGAGCAGCCCACCUCCCGAUAAGAUUUCUCUCCUCCCCCUUCCCGGGCUGGGGCCCUGUACUGUGUUGUACAGGAGGGAUGGGGUUGGGGAGGACCUUAGCCUCUCUGCCUGAGCCACAAGUGGUGGGGGUGGCACGCUCAGUCGAGCUGGACAGGACGAGUUUGCAACCAAGGACUUUUGGUUUAGUUCCCAAAUCAGAAUCUUGCUCGUGCCAGGUUGAGGUUUUUUUAAUUAAUUUAAAAUUUUUUUAAAAAAUGAAUUUUCUAACCUCCCGUGUCUUGUGGUACUGCUCUUUCCUAUUUAUAGGUAAACCUGCCCGCGCUCCGGUGUCCUCAGACACCGGGGUGGGGCUGGAAGGGGCUGAGUUGAAUCAGGAGGAGGAGUUGGGUUGGGAAAAGUGAGGGAUCCUGAGUCAUGGGUUUGCAGAGCUGAGAAGGGACUUGUUGGGGUCACACAGUUACUCAUCUAGCUUCUUUGUUACCCCCUUUCCCCUUAAUUAAGUGACCUAAUGGAUAUUUUUUCCUCUGUGGUUAGUAGGUGAAGGGGGUGGGAUGAAAUCAAGGUUGAAGCCUUAACUGUUUAUCCUGCUCUUCCCCACCUGUCCCGUCUUGCUCUUUGUCCCUUCAGAUUAUAGUCUUUAGGCUCAAGGGGGAGGGGAGGGCAAGCUCCUGGUCAGACUGAGUGCUGGGCGGGGGAGAUAGACUUGAAGAAGUCAUGUGCUCUUACUAUAAAGGCCUAGUUCCUUGGUUAGAUGCUUCCUCUUCCCGUACCUGCCCAAGGUCCCACCCCAACUUUCCCUGCCAUCUAGCUCUGGUACCGUCAAAUUGAAGUGGCAUCUUUCUCCUAGGGGCUAGCCAGGCUUUUCUGGGAGUUUCAUCGGUAAAGUCAAGGCUUAUUUAAAGCCCUCCCCAGCCCAGUAUCCCAGGAAUAACGUGCACAAGUUAAGACAGGGCUCCCCUAAGAAGGGAAUGGGGCGG